Messenger RNA from Myripristis murdjan (pinecone soldierfish), 2395 nucleotides. RefSeq names its product neuroligin 3a (gene nlgn3a). NCBI's taxonomy places the organism in Eukaryota, Metazoa, Chordata, Actinopteri, Holocentriformes, Holocentridae. Gene Ontology annotation, molecular function: neurexin family protein binding. The transcript has 7 exons. Gene Ontology annotation, cellular component: membrane. The coding region runs from base 28 to 2337 and encodes 769 amino acids. The record is from RefSeq and is a predicted model, not a curated record.
GCCUCCCCGGUGGGAGAAAAGCGUUUUAUGCCGCCUGAGCCUCCCUCCUCCUGGUCGGGGAUCAAGAAUGCCACUCAUUUUGCCCCCGUCUGCCCCCAAAAUAUUCACAACGCUGUGCCAGAGAUCAUGAUGCCAAUAUGGUUCACCUUCAACCUGGAUAUAGUUGCUACAUACAUACAAGAUCAAAAUGAGGAUUGUUUGUAUCUAAACAUCUAUGUUCCAACCGAGGAUGUCAAAAGAAUAUCCAAGGAAUGUGCCAGGAAACCCAACAAGAAAAUGUGUAGAAAAGGAGGGACCCAUGCAAAAAAACAGGGCGAGGAUUUAUCGGAUAACGACGGUGAUGAAGAUGAAGACAUACGAGAUACUGGGGCCAAGCCUGUGAUGGUCUACAUCCAUGGAGGAUCCUACAUGGAGGGGACGGGCAACAUGAUUGAUGGAAGCGUCCUGGCCAGCUACGGAAAUGUCAUCGUUAUCACUCUCAACUACCGUGUUGGAGUCCUCGGCUUCCUCAGCACAGGUGACCAGGCUGCUAAGGGUAACUACGGGCUACUGGACCAGAUCCAGGCUCUGAGGUGGAUCAGUGAGAACAUCGGCUUCUUUGGAGGAGACUCCAACCGCAUCACUGUGUUCGGUUCUGGGAUUGGGGCUUCCUGUGUCAGCUUGCUCACCCUUUCCCACCACUCUGAAGGUCUCUUCCACAGAGCCAUCAUCCAGAGUGGGUCAGCUCUGUCCAGCUGGGCAGUGAACUAUCAGCCAGUCAAGUACACGCGUCUUCUAGCGGAGAAAGUGGGGUGUAAUGUCCUGGACACCCUGGACAUGGUGGACUGCCUGAGAAAGAAGAAUUCCAGGGAGCUGGUGGAGCAGGACAUCCAGCCCGCUAGGUACCACGUGGCCUUUGGACCUGUCAUCGACGGCGACGUCAUCCCUGAUGACCCCGAGAUCCUGAUGGAGCAGGGUGAGUUUCUUAACUACGAUAUCAUGCUGGGCGUCAACCAAGGCGAGGGGCUGCGGUUCGUAGAGAACGUGGUGGACUCAGAGGACGGCGUCUCUGGCAACGACUUCGACUUUUCUGUGUCAGACUUUGUGGACAGUCUGUAUGGCUACCCGGAGGGCAAGGAUACGCUGCGAGAGACCAUCAAGUUCAUGUACACAGACUGGGCAGACCGGGACAAUCCAGAGACCAGACGCAAGACCCUGGUGGCUCUUUUCACCGAUCACCAGUGGGUGGAGCCGUCUGUGGUGACAGCUGAUCUGCACGCCCGCUACGGCUCGCCCACCUACUUCUACGCCUUCUACCAUCACUGCCAGAGCCUGAUGAAGCCCGCCUGGUCAGAUGCCGCACAUGGGGAUGAAGUGCCCUAUGUUUUUGGGAUCCCCAUGAUCGGCCCUACUGACCUCUUCCCCUGUAACUUCUCAAAGAAUGAUGUAAUGCUCAGUGCUGUGGUCAUGACCUACUGGACCAAUUUUGCCAAGACUGGGGACCCCAAUAAACCGGUUCCCCAAGACACCAAGUUCAUCCACACCAAGGCCAACCGUUUUGAGGAGGUGGCCUGGUCCAAGUACAACCCCCAGGACCAGCUGUACCUGCACAUCGGCCUGAAGCCACGCGUGCGCGACCACUACCGCGCCACCAAAGUGGCCUUCUGGAAACACCUAGUGCCCCACCUGUACAACCUCCACGACAUGUUCCACUACACCUCCACCACCACCAAAGUGCCCCCGCCUGAGACCACCCAGAACACUCUGUCCACCAAGAGGCCCAACGGGAAAACGUCUUGGCCCUUCAACACCAAGCGGCCUCCCAUGUCUCCAGCCUACAACAGUGAGGACAAAGACUCUUGGAGCGAUGACGAGGAGACGGGGCCGCUGGUGGUGGAGAACCCCCGGGAUUACUCCACCGAGCUCAGCGUCACGAUCGCCGUGGGAGCCUCACUGCUGUUCCUCAACGUUCUGGCCUUCGCAGCGCUCUACUACCGCAAGGACAAGCGACGGCAGGACUCUGGCCACGGGCAGCCCAGCCCUCAGCGCCAGACCACCUCCAACGACAUUGGCCACCACGCACCCGAGGAGGAGAUCAUGUCGCUGCAAAUGAACCAGACGCACCAUGAGUGCGAGGCGGGGAACAGCAACGAGGGGGCGCUGCGUUUGGCCUCGCUACCCGACUACACGCUCACCUUGCGACGCUCCCCGGACGACAUCCCCCUCAUGACGCCCAACACCAUCACCAUGAUCCCCAAUUCCCUGGUGGGCAUGCCCAACUUGCACCCCUACAACACCUUCACAUCCGGUUUCAACUCCACCGGCCUGCCGCACUCCCACUCCACAACCCGCGUAUAGCUUUAAGGAGGCCAGGGGCAGCCAACGCAGGAAAGGAGGAGCUGGUGGUGAUGGCGGC